GCUGCGGCCCCCAAAGACACCCCCAAGAAGAAGAAGAAGUUCUCGUUCAAGAAGUCCUUCAAACUGAGCGGGAUCUCGUUUAGAAAGAACAAGAAAGAAGCCGGGGACUCCUCGGUGUCCUCUCCCACAGAGGACGAAGGCAAGGCAGACGCCAAGGGAGAGGAGAACCCCGCUUGCUCCACGAGUGACACGGAGCCGACGGCUCCUCCCCAGGAAGAGAAAGCGGAGGAGAAGGGAAACUGGUCUGGAUUCCCACCACCAUCACCGCAACUUGGAGUAGUUUUACCUGAAUCCUUUAAAACUGUGGAGGAAGACUAUCCUGGACAUAACUGGAAUUUACAGUUUGAUAAGAACCCAGAUUUGUACAUCAUGCUCUGGUCUCUCUGCUGGCCUCCUGACUGUUCCCACUAUCUUGCAAGCAGCCUUUGA
Messenger RNA from Struthio camelus australis, 429 nucleotides. Lineage: Eukaryota; Metazoa; Chordata; Aves; Struthioniformes; Struthionidae. The record is from RefSeq and is a predicted model, not a curated record.